Messenger RNA from Drosophila hydei, 2841 nucleotides. RefSeq names its product hormone-sensitive lipase (gene Hsl). Gene Ontology annotation, cellular component: cytosol. The transcript has 4 exons. The record is from RefSeq and is a predicted model, not a curated record. The coding region runs from base 152 to 2806 and encodes 884 amino acids. Gene Ontology annotation, biological process: cholesterol metabolic process; triglyceride catabolic process. Gene Ontology annotation, molecular function: triacylglycerol lipase activity; sterol ester esterase activity. NCBI's taxonomy places the organism in Eukaryota, Metazoa, Arthropoda, Insecta, Diptera, Drosophilidae.
CUAUUACAUACAAAUAUAUUUGGAUUGCUGAAUUUAAAUAGAAGUUUAAUUAGAUGACUUUAAAUAAAAUGUGUUAGCCAUGAAGUAAAGUAGCUAUUAAGUGAAUAAAAGCUGUAAGCUUCGCACUCCCGGAUUUCAUUUAGGCUCCGCAAUGAUCGCAGUGGAAGCAUCUGAGGUGGGCAAUCGGUCUCCAAAGCCAACUGCACACUUUGAACAUAACAUCAAGUUGGCUCGGUCGAAGGACGAGCUUAAUGGAAAAGUAAUAUCAGCACAAACAGUCACGCCCACUCCUACACCCGCCGAUUUUCAGCCUACCUAUCUCAAAUUGUACGCCAAUUGUCAGGAACAUGCCGCAUUCUUCGCCAAGGAUCACACUGAAUAUGGACAACGGUUGCAUGCCGCACACAUUGCCUGGCAAGAUUUCAUAGUUCUUGCGAAUCGACUGGUGUCGCAAAUCGAGUUAUUUGCUCACGAAUAUGAUUUUGACGAAUUGACACCGGGCAACGGAUAUCGUAGCUUUAUCUACGUAACUAAUGCCUGCAUUAAACAUGGACUCGACAUUUGCCAGCAUCUGCUUGCCACUCGCGGCACACUUUUCUUUCGCAAAAAGUUCUAUAUGAAGGAGGUAGAGGCCUGCUCCCAGUUGCUCUGUUCGAUCUGCACCUGCUUACAGUAUCUGUUGAUACUGCGCCAAUGGUCGGUGAAUACAGGCGAUCUGCUUGCCAGCGGUCGGCAUACGGCUGAACAGCUCUUCGAGUUGGGCGACACCAUCAAUCAGUAUUGUUUCUAUGGCCGCUGCUUGGGUUUUCAGUAUGGCGACUCAAUACGUGGCGUGCUCCGCUUUCUAGGCAUUGGCAUGGCUAGCUACUCGGAAACGUAUUACUCGCAAACAGACAAUAGUAGUAGCUCGCUGUUAAAAACAACUCGCAGCCUCUGGUCGAGCGGUAAAUAUCUUAUGAAUCCGGAAUUACGCGCCAGACGCAUUGUAAACAUUUCGCAGAAUGCGAAAAUAGAUUUUUGCAAGUCAUUCUGGUUUCUUGCCGAAUCGGAGCUAAUGCACAAGCUUCCCAGCAUUGUGGGCAGCUCCAUCAAAGUUAAUCGCACUAUUGAAUUACCCGCCGAGCCCCUUCGUUUGCCAGCACGUGUGCAGCAAACAGAUAACACGUCUGACACCGAGAAUGAACUGCAUUUCGUUGAUAUACCCGUGCCCAGUGCACAUUUAGGACCUGGGCUGCCGGUUUCGGUGCGCCUGCUCAGUGCGAAGCGACGAGCUGGUAUGCUCGGUGAAGGACGUUAUCGUGGCUGGCGUCGCCCAUCGGCACCUUCUAAGUCAAUAUUAUUUCACUGCCACGGCGGCGGUUUCGUGGCGCAAUCAUCAAAGUCACAUGAGCUAUAUCUGCGCGACUGGGCUGUGGCGCUGGAUGUGCCUAUACUCUCAGUGGACUACAGUCUGGCACCGGAGGCACCCUUUCCACGUGCAUUGCAGGAAGUUUACUACGCCUACUGCUGGUUGCUAAACAACGCAGAACAUCUGGGUACUACAGCAGAGCGUGUUAUAUGUGCUGGUGAUUCAGCGGGCGCGAAUCUCUCCAUUGGCUUGGCACUCAAGUGCAUUGAGCAGAAUGUGCGAGUGCCAGAUGGUCUGUUUCUGGCCUAUUGCCCCACCUUAGUUAGUUUUGUGCCCAGUCCGGCGAGGAUGCUGUGUCUAAUGGAUCCGUUGCUGCCCUUUGGUUUUAUGAUGCGCUGCCUACGCGCAUACGCGGCACCUUCCAAUGAAAUGAUGCAGGAGAAUGCCAAGCAUGUGGAGCAGCUGGAGGAAAUACGCAACGCACAGGCGCCCAUGGCGGAAGCGGAGAAGCUGACACAAAGCAUGAAUUCCAGUCGACGCACUUCAACGGCGAAAAGCCCAUUGACGCCGCUAGAGCCACUCAAUCGUUCGGAUGAAGAUGAAAGUAGCGACACAUUUGCCAGUGCCUCUUAUCACAGUCAAACGGUAGAGCGUACAGAGCUGCCCAGCACUGACAAUAGCGACAAUAGCUCCUGUGUGUCAUUCGAAGAUGACUCGCAACCCAUCGAACAUUACCCGAUUGAAAUCUCUGCAGAAAUACCAAAAGAUGCCGAAUCUGCCGCCUAUAUUGACAAUUUUCUAGAUAAGUAUCUGAUUGACACGGCUACUAUAGAAGCCACGGAGGAUAACACGACAACAACUGCGCAAUUGCCACUGGCCAAUGGACACAAGAACAGCAACUCCGAGGAAAACAUUAUAAUUGAGACAGGUCGUGAGAUUAUUGUAGAUACUUUGCCUGGUCGGUUACAAGAGGCUGUUAACAAUAUAAUUAAUCGCUGCACCCAAUCGUAUGAGAUACAUAGCACCGCUAUGCCUGGUCCCCAAGAUGUUCGCAAUUUAGAUGCUUUAAUUGCCCGCAGUCCCAGCGAAGAGUUUGCCUUUGAUGUACCCAAAGAUCCAUUUCUGUCCCCAUACUGGGCCAGCGACGAAUGGCUCUCCCAAUUACCAGAGACCAGAAUACUAACGCUAAACAUGGAUCCUUGCCUUGAUGACUGCGUUAUGCUUGCCAAAAAACUGAAGCGCCUGGGUGGGCAAGUACAUUUAGAUAUACUUGAAGGCUUGCCUCAUGGUUUUCUUAAUUUUACAAUGUUGUCCAAUGAGGCAAUGGAUGGAUCGAAGCAAUGCAUCAAAUCUCUGCAGGCAUUGCUCCAGGCAAGUAAAGAUAACAACGAUGAUAGCACCGCGUACGACGCAACCUCCAGUGCCAGCGCGUGCUCUGCUGCAUCGGCAGCGCCUUAAAAAGAAUAUGUACUAAUCCUUACAUACAUAUAUUA